AUGGGUGCUGUCGGUGCCAUGGGCUGGAUGAUGCUGCUGCUGCUGCAGGCAGUGCCCUGGGCUGCAGGGGCCCAGCCCUGCAGCCCCAAGUACUUCGGCCGCGAUGCCAUGGUGUGUGUCUGCAACGCCACGUACUGCGACACGCUGGACCCUGUGGUGCUGCCAGCGCCGGGCACCUACGUCAAGUAUGAGAGCAGCAAGGCUGGGAAGCGGCUGGAGCGCAGCGAGGGGAGCUUCCAGCACAGCACCGUGGCCCCAGGGCUGCUGCUCACGGUCAACGUCUCCACGUUGUACCAGCACGUGAAGGGAUUCGGCGGGUCCCUCUCCGAUGCUGCUGCCCUCAACGUCCUGGGGCUGUCGCCGCCGGCCCAGGACAAGCUGCUGCAAUCCUACUUCUCAGAGGGCGGGAUCGAGUACAACCUCCUCCGGAUCCCCAUGGCUUGCAGUGACUUCUCCGUGCGCCCCUACAGCUACGAUGAUGUCCCCGAUGACUAUGAGCUGAAGCACUUCAGGCUGGCGGAGGAGGAUGUGAAGAUGAAGAUCCCCCUCCUGCAACGAGCCUCAGCCAUGAGCAAGCGGCCGCUGUCCCUCUACGGCAGCCCCUGGACCGCCCCAGCCUGGAUGAAGAGCAACGGGGAUGUCCGCGGGAAGGGCACGCUCAAGGGGCAGGCGGGGGACAAGUACCACAAGACCUGGGCCAACUACUUCAUCAAGUUCCUGGAUGAAUACGCCAAACACAACGUGACCUUCUGGGCAGUGACGGCGCAGAACGAGCCCCUCGCGGCGCUCCUCACCCCCUCCCAGUUCCCCACCAUUGUCUUCACGGCCGAGCAGCAGCGGGACUUUGUGGUCCAGGACCUGGGCCCCGCGCUGGCCAACAGCUCCCACCGCACCCGGCUCAUCAUCCUGGACGACCAGCGCAUCCACCUCCCGCACUGGGCCAAAGUGGUCCUGGGCAAUGCCACCGCUGCCCGCUACGUCGCCGGCAUUGGGGUUCACUGGUACCUGGACAGCAUCGUCCCACCGCACUGCAGCCUGGAGGCCACGCAUGAGCUCUUCCCUCACCACUUCCUGCUCUACACGGAGGCCUGCAGCGGCUUCCUCACCCUCCGCUUCUCCGUGUCCCUGGGCUGCUGGGACCGGGGGCAGCGCUACAGCCACAGCAUCCUGACGGUCCUGAACCACUUUGUGUCCGGCUGGACCGACUGGAACCUGGCCCUGGACAUGAAGGGGGGCCCCAACUGGGUCAAUAACUUCGUGGACAGCCCCAUCAUUGUGGACAGCAGCAAGGACAUCUUCUACAAGCAGCCCAUGUUCUACCACAUGGGGCACUUCAGCAAGUUCAUCCCUGAGGGCUCGCGGCGCGUGGGGCUGCAGCGGAGCCGCCGGUGCCUCAUCUGUCAGCUCGAGCACGUGGCCGUCCUGCGUCCCGACGGCGCCCUGGUCCUGGUGGUGCUCAACAGGUCUGGCUGGGACGUGCCCUUUGGGAUCCAGGACCCUGCCGUUGGCUUCAUCGAGACUGUGGCUCCGGCCAACUCCAUCCAGACCUACCUGUGGCGCCAGCAGUGAUGGCCAGGACAGUGCUGGGGCUGGUGCUGAGCUCUGGGAGUCCCCCUGCAAUGACGGAAGCGGGUGGUGACCCACUGCGAGGGGCUCCGUGUGCUCCCUGUGCUGUUCCCUUGCUGCUCCGGUGCUUCCCAGACCCCGUCCAGCCCCACUGCUCCGUGUCCUGGCCCUCGCUUCCACACGUGGCUCCCAUGGACCCUUUGCGUGCGCCAAGCGGAGCCGUGACGCGGCCGCUCCGGUAUGCGCCAUCCCGUCAGUGUUUCCUCUACGCGCUCGGAAACGGCGCGGUUUUCCUCGGGAAGGGCUGCUCCGGAGGGCUCCGUGUGGGGCUGCCGUGUUGAUGGCUGCAGCUGGAGCCGCAGCCGCUCGCCAGCUCCUGAUGGGUUUCAGAUGUGCUCUUGGUUUGCCCCAGAGCGGCUUCGUUUCCCUCUUUAUUAAACCAAAAUCUCGCUGUAGAAAAGGGAAUUCAAUCCGUGUCCUCAUGCACCAAGCGAGGCUGAUGCCAUCCCACAGCUCAUACUGGCCGCAUCCAGCCACCCUCCGGACAGACUCCCCUCUAUUCCGGCCGUGGAGCUGGCAGCCCACAAUUACCUGGCCAUCCUGUUUGCUCUCCUUAAAUACCAGUUACGGUAUUUGCUUGCUCCAGCUUUUGGGAACGUUACCAGCAUCUUUGAAGUGAUGGAAUGAGAAAGCCAGAGAGCUCCUUGGCAAAGUCCCCUGUGUGUGAGCUGCGGAGCUGCUGAUGCUGGGGGAAAACUCAUCAAAAGAGAGGUUUAACAGCUGGAGUGUGGC
Molecule: messenger RNA, 2358 nt
Organism: Strigops habroptila (Kakapo)
Lineage: Eukaryota; Metazoa; Chordata; Aves; Psittaciformes; Psittacidae
Product: lysosomal acid glucosylceramidase-like
Exons: 10
Coding region: 1-1569 (522 amino acids)
Biological process (GO): glucosylceramide catabolic process
Molecular function (GO): glucosylceramidase activity
Source: RefSeq, a predicted model, not a curated record